This is a messenger RNA of Homarus americanus (American lobster), 4545 nucleotides long. It is a transcript of the gene Not11, whose product is annotated as CCR4-NOT transcription complex subunit 11-like. Gene Ontology annotation, cellular component: CCR4-NOT complex. The transcript is spliced from 10 exons. Gene Ontology annotation, biological process: negative regulation of translation; mRNA catabolic process. NCBI's taxonomy places the organism in Eukaryota, Metazoa, Arthropoda, Malacostraca, Decapoda, Nephropidae. The coding region runs from base 119 to 1480 and encodes 453 amino acids. The record is from RefSeq and is a predicted model, not a curated record.
UACUAAUCUUACUUAUAUAAAUUUAUAAACUUGAGUUAUAAGGGAAUAUUGAGUAUUUUUUGAGUUAGUUUUGUGAGGUGGGAGGCCGCGGGGCUAUUGAUGUAAACAAAGUACAGGGAUGGCUCUCUCAACAAGUGAAUUAACCAAACUUCUCGGAAUUUUGUCAGAAGAGUCAGCAGAUUCAUCAACCUUAGAACAAAUAACACAUCAGAUUUUUCAAAAUUUUACCAAAGAAGAUUAUUUCAAGUUGGGAAGUGCUCUCGUAUUCCUGUUGCAACAGCCAGACCUCCUGCCAAGUCCAGCACAGCGACUCUCAGCAAUAACCAUCUUACAUGAGCUGUAUCGUGGAGAACCUCCACCAAAUAAUCCCUUCCUUCCGAUCUUUGUAAACAUCUUGCACCCGCCUGAUGACGUGGCUAAAGGAACGGGUAAAAAGUUGGAAUAUGCUGGCCAACUACCAAAAAUUAGCCCGCCCGAAAUCGUCUUUCUUUCCACCCUUAUUACCGACAAAAAUAGUAAAGAGUUAUUAAAGAGAACAGCAGCACAAAUAAUGAGCCUCGAUGUUACAAACCACCCGCCAAUUGACACCACUGCCCUUAGACUGAGCUUAGCAGAACUCCUCGCAGAACGUCCAGAUAUAGCCAAGAGUGCCGUCCCCAUAGUCUACUCCCAUCCACAGCCGUCGCCCAGUUCAGGGUUGUUAAGUGAGGUUGGUCAGGUGAAGAGAACCUGUGAAGCAUUACUCUGUGGUCCAGUGCCAACUUUAGCCCAGCAGUAUUUUACACCAGAAAUUAUUAGACUAACUCCUCCACUACACAUAGCUGAAGAUGAGUUAGUAUGGAUAACUUCGGUUGACCGCGCUGAAUACAAGAUUAUGUACGAUUCAAGCAUGUGCGUCCUUAGUGGUGGUGAUGCAGAGGCUAAACGAUUAAUGGCUAAGGCCUUCAAGGAGACGUUAUCAUUACCCCAGCAACAGCACCUCCUGGCUGAGCUAGACAAGGACCCUAGAAUGGUUUAUCACACUGGCUUAACCCCUCCCAAGCUACCAGAUCUGGUGGAACACAACCCGUUAAUUGCGAUUGAAGUUCUACUGAAAUUAAUGCAGUCGAGCCAGAUCACCGAGUAUUUUAGUGUCCUCGUCAAUAUGGAGAUGUCCUUGCAUUCCAUGGAAGUAGUAAAUAGAUUAACAACGGCCGUGGAGUUGCCAUCGGAGUUUGUACAUCUAUAUAUUAGUAACUGCAUCAGCACCUGCGAGACCAUAAAAGAUCGCUACAUGCAGAACAGACUGGUGCGACUGGUGUGUGUGUUCCUACAGUCUCUCAUACGCAAUAAAAUUAUCAACGUACAGGAAUUAUUUAUUGAAGUUCAAGCAUUUUGCAUUGAAUUUAGCCGAAUCCGUGAAGCAGCUGCCCUCUUCAGGCUCCUCAAGCAGCUAGACUCAGGAGACACUCAAACUACACAAGAACCUGCAAAGAAAUGAAACCACAUGAUGAGUUGCUUCCAGCUCUCCAGAAACAUAUCAGAUAUGAUGACACAGACACCAAGAUGACAGGAAGCAAAGCCAGCAACUGGGUACUUCAGAAUCUUCAUAUUUUUUUAUUUUUUAUUAAUAACAAAAAAGAUAAAUAUUUGGAUUAUGGAAUUUUGAUAUCAGAUUUGAGAUGCCAGGCAGAGGUACUCAUACUUAUUUAAGACUGAAUUACUGCUAAAUUUUUUGGGGAUAAUUUGAUCAUUUAAACAAUGAAUUGACCAACAGUUUGUCAUCUAUCAUUACCUAAAAGAGAAAAAGAAUUGACAUUUCAUUUUGUCAUCUUGUCAUCCUGUACAAAAACAUGAUAUUCAUUCUCAUUAAAUCACUUUCUUUUUAGGAUACAAAUUGUACCAGCCUACAAUCUAUGCAGAAACACUUAAUUAUCAGUCAUAAAAAAUCAGAAAUCUAGUUAAUUCAAUUCAGUAAAAUGUUGGUUUCAUGAAACCAAAGGAUCAUUGUAAUUACUUUCACUUUGUCAGGAAUCCAAGAGAAUGGUGAUGGUAUUUGCAUAUUUGCUUACAGUUUGCAUAUUUGGUUAAGGUUAGAGGCUAUAUGUGCACCACAAUAUUAUACUGUACUGUCAUAGUAAAUAGUAAAUAUGUACACCAGGCCAUACAAAACAACAUAUGCCCUUACAUCCACAGUUCAAUAUCCUAAACCAUGAUCCUCAAGAAAAACUCCAUGCAAGGUAGACGACUGUGAAGGAUGUUGUUAACAAUAAGAACACACUAUUGCUCCCUGUAUGUUCCUAUUGUACAGUUAGUGUCAGUUUAUUAAUGGAGAACUUUGAAUUUUAUUUUGAUGUACUGUAUUACCAUAAAACUGUGGUGCCAUAGUACUGCUGUUGUCACCCUUGACAGUCAUACCCUGAGACAUGUGUUCAGUUCUGCAAGCGGGCAGAAUGGGAGGGACAUUAUUGUUCAUGUGUAUACAGAGCCAACAGACACAAGUCCCAGAAUAACUAAUCCUACAGACCUGGGAAUUGGCAUAUAGACUGUUUACUUUUUCUACAACAAAACCUCCAGACAGCGGGAAUCUUAGUAGUAUUAUAAGAGCCCUUAUUUAUAACACUUAAUCACAAGGCCAUAAUGAUAUUUUUGCAUUUGGGAGAGAAUUCCUGAACUAGUCAUGCAGGUCUCGAAUUUUAGCAAUCUGCAUAAUAAAAAAUAUUUAUAAAGUAUAUUUUGAAUGUUGGGAAUAUAUGGUCAGAUUGAAUAAUAGUACAGAAAACCGGAAAAGUAUAUUGGAAAUAAAAAAUAUACCAAGAAAGUGUUUGAGAAUCAAGUUUCAGGUACUUAACUGGUUAAUUUAGAAUACGAGGUCUGUCCGGAAAGUAUCCAGCCAUUUACUAUUAGAAAAAAUAUUGCUUACCUAGGACAGUGGCGCCUUAGUCCCCUUCUAAGUACUCCCCUUGGGACCUCACACACUUCUCCCAGUGUCCCUUCCACUUUUCAUAACAGUCUGCAAAGUCCUCUUUCGGGAUCUUCAUCAGCUGCCUCAUCGCAUUCUCCUUAAUCUCGUCCACGGUCUGAAAUCUCCUCCCUUUCAACGGCGAUUUUAGCUUUGAGAAAAGCCAGAAGUCGCAGGGAGCCAAAUCUGAGCUGUAAGGGGGCUGAGAGACCUGGGUGAUGCGAUGUUUUGCCAAAAAACCCUGCACGAGACGUGAGGAAUGGACAGGCGCGUUGUCAUGAUGAAGCUGCCAGUCACCACUUGCCCACAGCUGCGGUCGUUUUCUUCUUACCACAUCCCUCAGCCGGCGAAGAACUUCGAUGUAGUACUCCUUCGUUAUUGUUUGGUCAUUGUAAAUGCGACGGUCACACAGGACCCACGCUAACUCAACGGCGUCUGCUGGUCAACUGAGUUGUCCCACGGGAGUGUGGCUGUUCAUGCAUGCGUUGUACGGUCCUCUCUGAGUGACUGCCAAGUUACAUCAAGGCCGUACGACCAAUUUUCACAAUAUUCACAAUGGCUGGGUACUUUCCGGACAGACCUCGUAUUAUUCUUUUCUCUUUGGUUGACAUUGUUGUUACAUUAGAAAGGAAUUUUACUAUCAGACUAUGCACUUGUGAGGUCCUCCCAGAAGCCUUAUAGUGUAUUCAUAUUGGAUUUCUAAAUUGUUUUAUUUUGAUAAUAUUUUGUAGUGGUAACUGAAUAAUUCCUGUUAUAAUAUCAAUACAUAUUAGAGGUUACUGAUAACAACAUUAUGACUUUAUGUCUGUAGAUGGUUCAGAGCAACAUUUGCUUAUUUUAUUUAUAUUCUCCUAAACACAUAACCUAUUACAGGUAGGGACCAUUUAUCUGGCAUGCUUGGGACCUAGGGGUUGUUGAAUAGGUUUUUUCCAGAAUUUGGAGUGCCAGGCCUAAAAUGUACAGUAAACCCUCUGUAACUGGCUGUGAAGCCUUUGUUUAGAUCACUAGAUUCGCCCCUACAAGUAACUUUAACUAUACACUGUUACAUUAUUAUUUAAAAUUGUAGGCAUAUAAAUAGCAGUAAUGAAAGUAUAUACAGAGGGUCCCCAGGUUACGAAUGGGCUCCGUUCCUGAGGAGGUUCGUAAGUCGGAUUUGUACGUAAGUCGGAACACAUGCUAUAUGCAUGCUGUACUGUACUUACAAAAUAAUGUUUAAAAUCCGACUAUAGCCUGAGUCCUUAUAUACAUAAAAAAUCACUUAAUUUAAGACAAAAGAAGAAAUAGAAUGAGAAAAUGCAGUAAAUGAAAGUGAAAAAUAAGACAUAGGGAAACAAAAUACUGUACUGUAAAUUUUAAGUUUAACCCCGUUCGUAUCAGUGGGCGUUCGUAAGUCAGUGACCCCCUGUGCAGUAAAAAAAAUAAAUAAAAAAUAAUAAUAAUUCGUACCCCAAAUUUGAAACGCUCACAAUUCGUAAUUUUUUGCCAGCCAUUUUAAAGUGAAUUACAAAUGAAAAUUUUGUCUGUGUACUGACUUUGGGACUCAAAAGUACAUAAUUUGACCACAUUUUGGUACGACUGAGGCGGUCGUAAGUGAGGGUGGACGU